Messenger RNA from Cydia strobilella, 8684 nucleotides. It is a transcript of the gene Smr, whose product is annotated as bromodomain-containing protein 4-like. Gene Ontology annotation, cellular component: chromatin. Gene Ontology annotation, biological process: regulation of transcription by RNA polymerase II. The record is from RefSeq and is a predicted model, not a curated record. The transcript has 31 exons. The coding region runs from base 274 to 5610 and encodes 1778 amino acids. NCBI's taxonomy places the organism in Eukaryota, Metazoa, Arthropoda, Insecta, Lepidoptera, Tortricidae.
AGGCCGCUAGGAUAUGGGCGGGGCGUGCGGGACGCGGCGUCAUUGGGCGACCUCGCGCCGUGCCAUGAUGGCCGCCGGCACAUUCGGCCAAUGAGCGCUGCGCGGGCCGAACGCGCGUCCGUCCGGCGACUGCGCGACGUUGCCAGCUACCGUGAAAAAAUAUCAGAUUCGACCUUCUUAGGACCCCCGUUUUUUUUUGUUUGGUGUGGUGCUGUUAUCGUUCGUGUUUAGGAUACUUAGUGAUGUGUAGGAGGUGCAGUGUUGUGUGUUGAUAUGGUGUGGUCAUCGCCUUCGGGGGAGGUCUUGGUCGAGUUCUCAAGGCCCGGGCAGUCUGAUCACGGGCACGGCGCGCUGGCGUUCGGCGGGAAGCCGGCCGCGGGGGCGGUGGUGCAGCCCCGCGCCCCCGCGGCGCCCUACCCUCCGCAGUACCCCGCGCUGCGGCUCCACCAGCCCGGAUAUGGGUCGGCUGCGCUCUCCUUCAGUUCCAGGGACAGCAACUACCGCGGCGGCGGCGCUGUCGGCGAAUACCGCACGGGCACCCGCAUGUCGUUACUGGGCACCGCGUACCUCCCACCUCCCGCGCCGCCCGCGCACCACCCCCCGCCCGCGGACCCGCCGCCCUUCAAGAAGAUCCGCCUCACCGCCGAGCGCCACCAGCCGCUCAGGAUCGAUACUAGGGAGCCGGUGAAUAGUUACGGGGCGGUGGAGGUGCUGUCUCCCAACCCCCCCUCCGAGCCCACGGUGGAAGAUCAGAGCUUCCGCACCACCAAGGAUGAGCUCAUACAGCAGAUCUCAAAGGUGGACCGAGAGAUGGCGCUGUCAGAAGCGAUGCUGGCGAAGCUUAAGAAGAAGCAGGAGGAGCUGGAGCAGACCGCCACCAAGCCCGCGGCCGCUGCCGAGCCGGAGGAGGCGCCACCGCGGCACCGGAGUCUCGCGCAGAACAUAUACGCGGAGAACCGGAAAAAGGCGGCGUCUGCCCACGCGGUCCUGGCGCAUCUCGGCCCGCCAGUUCUCUAUCCCCUGUACAACCAACCCCAAGACACCGAGGUCUACCACGAGAACAUCCGCAAGCAUCGCGGCUUCAAGAAACGGCUCGUCGAACAUGUUCGGCGGUUACGACUCGAGGCUGAGAAGAGAGAAGACGCGUUAGCGGAAGAGUACAGUAAGCGGGCAGUAGAAUGGGCGAGAAGAGUAGAAAGGAUAGAGCAAGGGCAGAAGAGGAAAGCGAAAGAUGCGAGAAAUAGAGAGUUCUUCGAGAAGGUGUUCCCCGAGCUCAGGAAGCAGCGGGAGGAGCGCGAGCGCUUCAACCGGCUCGGGGCGCGGGUCAAGUCCGAGGCGGAACUGGAAGAGAUCGCCGACGGACUUCACGAGCAGGAGCAUGAGGUCAAGAAGAUGAGAUCCUUGACCGUUGUGCCCCCGCUAUUGAGGGAUCCGAGGGAUCCCGCCCCUGUGUAUAAAGAUACAAAUCGACGGUGUAUGGACAUGGAGGCGGAGCACAAGGAACUCGUACAUAAAAACGUUUGGACGACGCCAGAGCGGGACCUGUUCAAGGAGAAAUACCUUCAGCACCCCAAGAACUUCGUCCAGAUAGCCUCGUUCCUGCCUAGAAAGAGCGUCGGGGACUGUGUCAGAUUUUACUACCUAUCGAAGAAAAGAGAGAAUUACAAGCAGCUUCUUAGAAAGCCGCGGCAACGGCGCACGGCGAGAGGGAACCCGCCUCGGCCGGCGCCCGAACCUGAAUUACCUGCUGGAGUCGUCACUAGAUUACAGAGGUCACAAGGCACGGUGGCGCGGCCAGCGGACAAGGAGCCGAGCAUAGAGGAGCAGCAGGCGCAGGCGCAGGCGCAGGCGCUGGGGCAGGACGCGAGCCCGCAGCCCGCGCCCCCCGCGCCCCCCGCGCCCCCCGCGCCCCCCGCGCCCCCGCCCCAGCCCGCGCAGCCCGGCGCGGCGCCGCUGCAGCCCGCCCCUACGGAAAUCACCCGCACGCCGCCCUUACCACCAUCGCCGCCGCCGGGGUCGUCGGCGCCCCCCGCGCCGGCGCCGGCGACGGCGGGCGGCGCCGUGCCCGCCGGCAGCCCCGCGCCGCCCUCUCCGACGCCGCCCCCGCAGCCUGAGCAGACGCAAACGACCUCCUCAACGCCCCCAACAACGUUAACAAUAACGACAACGUGCUCGCCCUCCCCCUCACCAAUCGUGACGGUGACGCCCGCGCCGACGCCGCCGCCGGCGGUCGCGCCGACGCCUCCCGCCGCACCGCCGACGCCGCAGCCGGCGCAACCGCCGACGCCGACGCCGACACAGCCGGUGAUGACGCCGGAGACAGCCGUGAUCGAGCGCAUCAGCACGCCGUUAACGCCGGGUGCGCCGCCGACGCCAACGCCGACGGCGACACCAACGCCCACGCCGGCGGCGUGUGCCGUUUGCGGCGCCGCCGGCGCGACGCGCGCCGUGUCACGUUCCCGAGCGCUGUUCUACGGGCUGCGGGAGGACGCGGCGGGCAGUCGGGUGUGCGACGCUUGCCACACGAGGUGCGUCCGCUGCAGGUACACAUGGUGUCCAUCGUGCCACGGGCCAAAGGUGCGGGCGAAGCGACUGCGGCACCUACCGCCCAAGUGGCAUGACCUCUCGCCUGAAGUCAAGAAACCUCUUCUGGAUGAGUGGAACAUCCCGAGCGACCUCAGCAAAUGCUGUCUCAGCUGUUUCAAGAAAAUCACCCGCUGGCUCGAAACGGUCGGCGAGCACCCAACCCCGGACCCGACCGAAGAAGAGGCGUCCAGAUUCAGAACCUUACUCCGAGAACACGGGACGUCCUGGGAAAAGAUGGCCGCCGGCAGCGUGAAGACGCCGGCUAGCUUCAAGGCGUUCUACUUCACGUAUCGGAAAAAACUGCAAUUAGACGCUUUGGUGGCGGAGCGACCGCCGCCGAAGGGCAGCGAUACGGAUGAUAGCGUGCUCAGCUCCGGAGACACGGACACGGCGAGCGCGGAGAGCCCUCGGCCUCCGCCGCCGCCCGAGCCGGCGCCCGCGCGGCCGCGGCGCGACGAGUACGACUCCAGUGCGACAGAGACGGCCGACGAGGAGAACGACGCGCCGCAGGCUAAGCAGGCCCCCGCCCCCGCCCCCGCCCCCGCGGUCCCCGCCCCCUUGGCGGCGGCGCCCUCGCUGCUGCGCAACGGGCCGGGCGCUCCGCCCCUUACCGUCAGAGACGUCGUGCUCAACAUGAUCGAGAUCAGCCUGCUGAAGAACAACCAGCCUGUUCCGCCCAGCGUUAAACCCAAGGUGACCUCGCACGCGCCGCGCGAGACCCUGGCGACGCUCAGCGUGGUGAACAGCGGACACGUGAGCGCACCCCCGCGCUCCCCCAACCGCCCCGCCACCAUCACCCCCCUGCAGCCCGACGCGCCCAAGGAGGGGGUGGUCGUGCUGCACAUCGAGCCCCGGGACCAGCGGGAGCGCCCCGAGCCGCUGCUAGACCUCAGUGUCAAGAAACCGAGGCAUGACCACGCGUUCCCUCAGCCUGGCAAAACGGUAUCAAUAUCUCAACCGCAAUACCGCAACUCAGACUUCCAACAACAAUACCGUCCUCUAGAGCGCGAAUCUCCAACACUAUACAACUCCAAGCCAAAACCAGUCGCUGCUGCACCACGUCCGACCUUAAAACCCGCGCCGAACCCCAAGGGUUCCAUAACCUUAGGGACCCCGCUCGAGUCCCGCUACGAGCCGCGACGGACCCCGCCAGAUACCAAGCCCGGGUCCAUAACGGCCGGGACCCCGGUGCAUGGCACUCAUGGACACCAUUUGCCGGACAAGCAGCGGUUUCACGAGAUGUAUAAUAAGAGGAAGAGUCCUGGUGGCGCGUAUUAUCCUGGAGCGCAGAAUACGCAGAGGCCGCAGAGUCCGCAGUCUUUCUCACCGAACCCCGCCUUCGGUCGUUACUCGGGCAUGGACCAGCGUCAAAUCAUCAUGGCAGACUUCAUUACAUCAAAGCAAAUGCCGGGCGGGGCGAGAAGAGAACGGGAACGACCCGCUUCGCCUUACUCGCAGCCUUCUGUUAUACAGAGACAUUCGUACCAUGUUCACCCUCCUCCUCCACCCGGUCACGAAGCCUUCACGUCGUUGGUGGACGCGGCCGUGUCGGCGUCGGCGCUGCCCGUGCCGCGCGGGCAGGCGCAGGUGCAGCACGCGCAGGCGCAGCACGCGCAGGCGCAGCAGGCGCCCGACGCCAAGCCCGACGCCAAGCACGACAUGAGGAUACACGAGAAGAUGCAACGCGAGCGCGACAUGGGCAUCGUGCACAAAUACCACCACCCGCAGCAUCCGCACCAUCCGCAACACAUGCAGUACCAGUCGGUUAUGGAUCGCGAGAGGAGAGGAAUGCAAGCGCAACUACUAGAGAGAGACAGACAGCUGGCCUUACAGAGCCGAGAAAGGGAACGCGCGAUAGCAGCGAUGCACGAGCGAGAGAGACAUAUUGCGAUAGAGCAGCAGCACCAGCAACAGCAGCAGAUGAUAAACGAGAGACAGAACAUGAUACAGCAGCAACAACAACACCAGCAGCAACAACAUCAACAACACCAACAGCAACAGGCACAACAACAUCAGCAGCAGCAGCAACAGGCACAACAACAACAUCAACAGCAGCAACAAGCACAACAACAACUGCAGCAGCAACAGGCGCAACAACAACAGCAACAGCAGCCAGCCAGCUCCAACGUGGAUGGCGAGAGAAGGUUGCUGCAGACGUACAAGCAGCAACCACCGCACCACCGGCAUCCUGCCUCGCCGCAUCUCGAGACUUGGAAAGAGACCCGGCCGGCGCCCGCUCCCGCCCCCGCCCCGGCCCCGGCCCCCGCGCUCGCCCCCGCCCCCGCCCCCGCGCCCGCCCCCGCGGCGCGCACGGAGGGCACGCUGACGGCCGCCUCGCUCAUCGACGCCAUCAUCACGCACCAGAUCAGCCAGUCCGCCACCGACCAGCGCUUCCCUCCCACGAUAAUCCGUGAAUGUUCACCGACGCUUCGCGAUGAAAGACAGUCCCCUCCCCGAGACGAGCCCCCGGCCCACACGGCCAGCAUUAAACUAGGGGACCUGGCCUCCAACAUCAUCACGAGGGACUUCUGCAGUCCCACGCAACCACCCCUUCAUCAAAACAGUAGAUACAACGUAGGAGCGCCCGUGUCGGAGUACUCGGGCUCGGAGGAGUGGAAGCGCCGCGACGCGCCCAAGCACGCGCCCUACCUCGAGCCCGUCAGCCCGCCCGACAACCACCACCCCAACAGAGCGAACAGCACGCGUCGUUUCUCUGGCUGCAACUCCUCAACCAUGCUAACGCCGUUCGACUACGUCACCAACCGCAUAGUGGAAGUCAUGCGCAGCGACGCCGACGAGCGUAAACCGGCGCUGACGUUCCCCGCUACUGCUUAUGCGUAUCCUUACUCCGCGCUGAACGUGCCCGCUACCACGGCGGGACCGGUGUCUGGCGCUCCUACUGGUGACGGGAGUGCGCCGGCGCCGACGCCGGUGACGUCGACAGCGCCCGCGCCGGCGCCCGCCGCGCCCGAGCCCGCGCCGCUCAUGUCCGCGCGCUACGAGCCGCUCUCCGACGAGGACUGACGACGCCGCCCCCCGCACCCGCCCCCGCACCGGCCCCCGCCCCCGCACCGGCCCCCGCCCGCCCGCGCCGUCUGCUGAGCGCGGCGCCGAGGCCGGAGGCCGCGAGUCUCCUGGGACACGCUUUCGACGACCCGUCGGGAAAUGGCCGCCCGAGCGACCGAACGGUCUCAUGGGGAAAUUAAACACCAUCAGGGUUGGAAGUGUCGACGAGGCCGAAAGCCCCUCCACCGUCCCGGCGUCUGCUGAGCGACUUCACGUCGAGGCUCCGGGCCGCUAAUAUACAUCUAGAGAUGAAGCGAUGUCUGUCAAGUUGACGAUGAAAUCGAAAGGAGUCUACGAUCUACAUCGAGGUCGGGAAUGAACGAAGAUGUAAAAAUAGUAAAUAUGUCUAAAACUAUGGUAGUGGCUUCGGGCUUAAGUUAAAAGCGACCCGAACAUCUGCUGUUUGAACAAAAAAGAAAUUUGCUGAAUAUCUACUCUACUCUAGAAUUUUUGCCUGUUUUUCAACGAAUCGAGUGAACCUCGCACCGAUUUCAGCAAAACGGAACUAAGCUCUAGUUAAAUGAAAUCAGUGGUUUAUGUGAUGCUGAAGAAAUUUAACAAAGUAGAGCUUAAUAAGUAACAGACUAACAGUCCUACGGAAGAAUCUUAAAUACUCAGAUUUUUUUAAAUUAAGGACUGAAUUACAAUACUGAAGUUAAAUUAUACGGAGGGCCCUGGACUUGGACGUUAAACGAACAGCCGUCCGAAGUAACAUAGGUGAAAAUUUUAAACUUUGACUACGCCAACCGGCUUGGCUUAAUGUAAGAUAGAAUAUGCUUCGAGCGUCACGGACGUUAAGUGACAGACUUAGUGAGUGUAACGGACAAGUGUAAAUUUUAAAGUGUUAGGCGAUUAAAGCAGGGAAUAUAUAUCGAGUUGUGGCAAGCUUUAAGUGUACGAGGAAUCUGUGGAUGCUUCUAUAGUGUAUACUGUAUAUUAUAUUUAUUACAUUGAUUUUGUCCAUCGCUAGGGGCUUUGAAAUUUUGUUCGUUAUGUUGUACGAAUCUGUGUAAUGUAAAGUUAGGGUGCCCCGGCGUCACUGCCACGUCGCUUGUGGCACAAGAUACAGCGGACCUGACGCUCCUAUACCGCCGUCUACAUUGUAUAUUUAUGUACCAAAACAAUGCUACAUAUAGCAUUGGUUUGCUUGAUUUUCAUCAUAGACAAGGAAAGGAACAAACGAAGAGGUACAAAAUGUAAGCGUGUUGCACAGCUGAUCUAAAUGAUGCUAUACAGUUGGUAUUAUAUUGUAAACUGCUAAAUUUUGAAAAUCUAUAGUUGGUCAAACCAAAUUGGCAGUAAAUAAGAACAAAAAAAACUAUACUCAUCCUUUUGUUUCGGGUGCUAGUACUAGUGUAAGAUAAAGAUAGUAUGAUUCUCUCUGUCUAUGUUUGAAAUAAGACAGUCCUUUGACAAACUAUAGCUACAACAAAAUGUAUAUUGCUGUACAGUGCCAUCUAGAGUCAGAUGUGCAUAUUAAUUCCUUGUCUAUGCUUUUCGCUAAAAAACUUAGCCUAUAGUUGACAUGGACUGACCAAUAUUAAAUCUUAUUGUGAAUAGUUAAGGUUUAAUAUUAGUCUGGUCGCAGCUCGCGGCGGUGUAGGAGGUCGGAGCCCGCGCCCAGGUCUUCCGUCGCUCCGGUCGCUAGGCGUCCACUAGCGACUAAUGACUAACGUGUAACGACUAGUGUACACGCGUACACGUGUGGUGUACACUGUACACGUGUACACGCAGAUUCCUCGCCGCUCGCCGGCCCGCGGCGCUCCCUGUACAUAGCACCCGUAUAGCGCGGCGCCGGCCCAAUAUACGUUUAUAAAUAUUAUUACACGGUAAUCGGUAUAAACACGUCAUCAUGUAUACAUUCUGUGCAUUUGUAAUUAUACUUAGGUAAGGUACGAUAGAGAUUUGUUUUCGUUAGCUAGGUCCGGCCCCCGCGGCCACAUGCGGGGCCCGCGGCGCCCGAGCCGGCCUCACGUGUGUGCUCCCGAGCUGUCCGGGGCCUGCCGACGGCCUCGCCCUGUCACACUUACCUACCAAUAUACAGGUGCGACAGGGACGCAACACGGCGAACGUGGGUCGCGGCAGGCCCUCGGAGCGCUUCCCGUACCGCCCGAGCGCACCUACCGCCACACUGCUGUUGGACAGAUCUCUUAUCCUAUAUUACAGAUCUCAUACUUGAGACUCGCUUGCGUUAGCUUAUGCCCGGUUUACAUGCGUGGCAAGCCACGACAAGUCUCAGGGGACGCAGGAGAUAGCAAUAUCGCUCAUAACUGCUUCCCUGAGGUUUGUCGAGGUUUGCCACGCAUGUAAAUCGGGCAUUUAAUCUAAGUUAGUAAAGACCAAAGCGGGUCUAAUGUUGGCAACAUAAGGAAGGUACGACUUAUUUGGCAGUUUGAGCUCUCAUAAUCGACUUCGGUUUUUAAGUGUCGCUUAGAGGGUCAGGGAAGCGACUACAGCAUAAAUCAGACCGAGCCCGUCGGACGCCGCCACCAUUUAUUAUUUAUACUUUAUUAUUUUUGCAAUUUAUAAAUCGAUUACAUAUACAUUAUUUUUACAAUUUCUGUUAUUUCAUUAAGAGUUAAAACACUUCGAAUAUUAACAAAAUUAUGGGUAAAUAUCGUCUUAGAAUUUACUCAAAACUUUGCUUUAUAAUUUUACAUGAAUUAAUAUUAGCUUCAGACAGAAUCAAAUCAGUUUUACGUGGAGGAUGAAUGGAAGGCCUAAUGAGAGGUCGCGUGUUAUUGUUUUGUAUGUUAUUGUAUACUAGGGUUUAUUUGUAUAUAAGCGAGGUGGCGCGUUCCGACGGCCGGCGUGUUGUAAAUGUUUUAUAUUAUGUAAAAACGACUGAUUAUAUUAAAGUUCUGUUGAAGCCGGGCGGGCGCCGCGGCGCGCCCUGUCAUUGUGAUUUCUUUAUAAAUUGUAAUAUUAAUAAUGUAAUUUAAGUAGCCGAAAGAAAAGAUAAUCCUUGUAAGUCCGAUUAAAGCGAAAACAAAGUUUUGGAGGACUCAAUCAAUAAAUAUGAUGCAAAUCGA